Molecule: messenger RNA, 964 nt
Organism: Cyclopterus lumpus (lumpfish)
Lineage: Eukaryota; Metazoa; Chordata; Actinopteri; Perciformes; Cyclopteridae
Gene: tmem106bb
Product: transmembrane protein 106Bb
Exons: 8
Coding region: 104-919 (271 amino acids)
Source: RefSeq, a predicted model, not a curated record
AUUCUCUCUGGCCCUGUGUUAGUGGACCACGUGUUAUUGCAGCGCGUCACACCCUAACCCUGGUGGGUGGAGCAUGUUAAAGUAGCUAAGGCUAGGUGUGACAAUGGGAAAGUCUUUUUCGCACCUCACUAAGCAGACAGGCCUAGAUGACAGCCAGGAAAGCCUCACUUCUCAUCUGGAGGACUCUCAGACUGAGGACGGGAAGUGUGGAGAUGUCUCACAAUUUCCUUAUGUGGAGUUCACAGGACGGGACAGUGUGACAUGUCCCUCAUGUCAGGGGACCGGGAGGAUCCCCAGAGGACAAGAAAAUCAACUUGUGGCAUUGAUUCCAUACAGUGACCAAAGGCUGCGACCCAGGAGGACGAAGUUGUAUGUGUCGGCGUCGGUGGUACUCUGCCUGUUGCUGUCUAGUCUGGCUGUGUUCUUCCUCUUCCCUCGCUCCAUCGAUGUGUCCUACGUCGGAGUGAAAUCAGUUUUUGUCAGCUACGACCAAGAGAAACGCAGCGUCUACCUCAACAUCACAAACACUCUUAAUAUCACUAAUAACAACUACUAUUCCGUGGAGGAGGCCGACAUCACAGCUCAAGUGCAGUUUGCCAAGACGGUGAUCGGUACAUCUCGCAUCAGCAACAUCACCGCCAUCAGUCCUCUGGACAUGAAACAGAUAGACUACAUGGUCUCCACCACCAUUGCAGAUGAGAUGAACUACAUGUAUGACUACUGCACUCUCCAAACCAUCAAGGUCCACAACAUUGUCGUCACGAUGCAAGUAACCGUCACCACCACGUACUUUGGCCAUGCGGAGCAGGUGUCUCAGGAGAUGUACCAGUACGUGGACUGUGGAGGGAACACCACCUCUUUUAGAGGGCUGCCCAAGCCGUUCAGCACCCCCCAUCCUGCUGAGUCCUCACCAGCCUAACAUGGGCCGCUGUGUUCCCUUCUCCUCCUGCCCUGUCUAACUAAC